AUGAAUGCUGCAAAGGUUGAAGAGGCUUCCAUGGGCAUGCUAAAGACAGACCUCACUGCUGCAGACUGCCUGCAGGAGGGAGAAAUGAAUAGAAAACUCCAAGCAAAAUGUCUCAGAAUUGUCUCCCCUGAGUUUUGUGUUAAGCUUUACUGCUGCUAUGGAGUGAUCAUGGUCCUCACUGUAGCUGUAGUUGCUCUUUCUGUUCCUUUUUCAAAGGGUAAUAAAAUCCAGACAAUAAGAAACUGCGAACCUUGCUAUGCCACAUGCCCACGUGGCUGGAUUGGAUUUGGAAGUAAAUGUUUUUAUUUUUCUGAAGACGUUGGAAACUGGACGUUCAGCCAGUCCUCCUGCAUGGCACUAGAUGCCCAUCUAGCUCUAUUUGACAGCUUAGAGGAGCUGAAUUUUCUGAAGAGAUACAAGGGGCCUUCUGACCACUGGAUUGGACUGCACAGAGCAUCAACAGAGCACCCUUGGAUGUGGACAGGCAACACUGAGUAUAGCAACUUGGUUCUUACCCGAGGAGGAGGAGAAUGUGGCUUCCUGAGUGACAAUGGGAUCAGCAGUGGCAGGAGCUAUACACAUAGGAAGUGGAUUUGUAGCAAAUCCAAAAGCUACAUCUUAUAG
This is a messenger RNA of Mastomys coucha (southern multimammate mouse), 624 nucleotides long. RefSeq names its product C-type lectin domain family 2 member H-like. Lineage: Eukaryota; Metazoa; Chordata; Mammalia; Rodentia; Muridae. The transcript is spliced from 6 exons. Bases 1 to 624 code for a protein of 207 amino acids. The record is from RefSeq and is a predicted model, not a curated record. Gene Ontology annotation, cellular component: external side of plasma membrane.